Molecule: messenger RNA, 1041 nt
Organism: Didymodactylos carnosus
Lineage: Eukaryota; Metazoa; Rotifera; Eurotatoria; Philodinida; Philodinidae
Source: the annotation of a GenBank genome assembly
AUGUCGGAAUCAUCUCAACGAGUUCCAUUUCGAGAAUUUUCUACUAACGAUGUCAAUGCAUCGUUAUUAUCACAAACUCUUUUUUUUUAUGAUCCACCAAAAACGAGAUCGAGUUCUAGUUCAAAAACUAUAACGGAAUCAAUUGAAAAUAAUCAUAAUCAUUCACAAGUAUUAUCUUCUCUUAUUUCGACCCAAUCAACAUCCUCAAGUAAAAAAACAAAAAAAUUAGUAACAAUUGAUAAUGGUUCAUAUUCAUCAUCAUCAUUAGUCAACAGCACAGAUUCUGAAACAAAAUUAUCCACAUCAACAUUAACAGGAACAGCAAAAGAUAUUGAAGAUCAAAAAGAUCGAAUUAUAAAUUCUGUACAAGAUUGGUGGACACAAGCAAUUGCAACUGACUCCGAAGAUGUUGUUCAAACAUUGCCAACAUCCUCAUCAUUUAUCAUGUACGAUGGUAUACCCGACGAUUCAUUUUCAUUAUCAAAAAUGAUUGAACGAAAAGAAAUUGUUAUUAUUAAUCGUUCAAUGUCAACAAUGGAAGAAGUCUAUGCUGCAAAAGCAGCUUUACUUGUUAAACAAUAUUAUGAACGUGGAGCGAUACCGUUGAUUUCUACUCUAAUGAAACAUGGUUUAUUACAAGCGAAGGAGAACGUAUUUCGAUUAACUCAUGAUAAAAUGAUCUAUUAUGGAACAUUAAAUCAUAAUAGUCGAAUAACAACAUCAACUGGACGUUCAUAUACAACAUUUGAAGAUUUCUUUUUUGAUCAAACAAAAAUACUAAAAAAUGGAAAUAUAAAAUUAUCCUAUAUUUAUGAACAAAUUCGAUAUAAGAAUAAACCAUUACAUCGAUUAUUAAUACAAUAUGCUGAAAUGACAAUUACAAGUGUUCCUGGUAUGAAAAUGAGAAUCAUUAAUGAUAAAGAAUUAAUUCAAAAUACAGAGAAAAUGAAGGAAAUAUUUAAGACUAGAGGACAAUUUCAAAAAGAAUUUUUAGCACAAAUUAAUUGUUGGGAAAUUGGACGUCAUAUUAUCGAUUUUUAA